UGUUCGUUUUCUUUUCUCUAGAUACCCCCUUUUGACUUGUAUAUAUUAUCUUCUCAUACAAAGCUAUCUCGCCAUACCAACUUUGAGUCCUCCUUCUACGCCUGUACUGGUAUCCGUGUCUUUGCUGUAUUGUGAAGUGGCAUCGAUAUCGAUUGGUUAUAUUCUUUGUCCUGAACUGCUCCUAGCAGUACUGAUCGGACACGACCUAGCUCUGUAUGUUAACUCACAGUACUCUACCGUCGACCAAUUUUCAUCAAGGAGUGUUCUUCUUGCACCACAGACCACCAGAACAAAAUGCCAAGAACCGAGAUUUUCAACAACGCCGCGCCAUCCGAAGCCUGCAAAAAUUUUCUCAGCCACCCAGAACCUUUAGAUAGUGUUGUGUACAUCAAAAGAAAGCCCUUGUCGAGCAAAAGAAGAUGUGAUGGUCAGUACGGGGGUCGAACCCGCGACCUUUUUACUUCUAGGAGGUUCACUCCAAAAGAGCUGGAACGAAAAAAACCAAAACUGAGAUGAGCGAUAGCGAGUCUCGAGGUUUUUGGUUUUCGGUUCCGUUGUUUUAGAGUGAGCCGGAUGGAAGGAAAAUAGAGACUGAAUCAAGAAAAAAGGACAAGUCCAUAACCGUGACCCGAGAAUUGAC
Aureobasidium pullulans EXF-150 is the source of this 640-nucleotide messenger RNA. RefSeq lists its product as uncharacterized. The record is from RefSeq and is a predicted model, not a curated record. The transcript has a single exon. The annotation marks the transcript as partial. Lineage: Eukaryota; Fungi; Ascomycota; Dothideomycetes; Dothideales; Saccotheciaceae.